Messenger RNA from Suillus plorans, 1012 nucleotides. RefSeq lists its product as uncharacterized. The transcript has 3 exons. The coding region runs from base 421 to 639 and encodes 72 amino acids. The record is from RefSeq and is a predicted model, not a curated record. NCBI's taxonomy places the organism in Eukaryota, Fungi, Basidiomycota, Agaricomycetes, Boletales, Suillaceae.
CGUUAACCGUCCAAUUGUGCAAUGCGCUCGGAGCCUCGUACUCAGACUCGGACAUCAAUCAUUAAUCAUUCGUCGAACAUCUAAUGUCGACAGGCACCUUGAAGGCUGCCUUUGUAGCGGAUCUAAAUGCAAAGACCGAUAAACACAUCACGGAGACUUCUGGUAUACGCCAUGUAAACGUCAAUGGCGAGCCCGUGAGCAGUCCUUGUCAGCAAGUUUUUUGCCGUGUAGAUGCGGACUCGGUCAGAUCCACCAGCUGUUUUCCUCCGUACGGAGGGAGACAGGGAAGACAUUAAUAUUGACAGGAACUAGGCUCAGUAUUAUACGCUUGACAGCGUAGAUGAUUCGCAUGUCCUAGCUUCGUUACUCAAGCUCUGGUUGCGUGAGCUAUGGGACGUAUUGAUCACUGACUCGGAAGAGAUGUACAACGACAAUCUUGCGCAUUCUCUCGAACCUACGGCUAAUCUGGCGCUGGUGAUGGCACCGAACUUACUAAGGUGCAAUCCAGAAUCUAUGACUACACUGGCAAAUGUUCAGUACGCACAAGUGCGAUCAAAUUGUGUUCCCAUCCAUGGCCUUGGUGCCAGUCUGCCAUCGCCCCCACAACCUCGCGUUUGUAAAUCUCGCAACAGAAAGUGAAACAUGCCUAACAUACUACCAUGUAUCCACUAUCUUUUUCUGUACCUAUAUGCACCAUCACCCACCAGCUUGAAAUUGCAUUCACGUGCAUAGAGAUAUCUUCAGUCCUUGCAAGUAUACUUCUCAUCAUUCAUCAGAGUAGCACACACCUUCGUUAAUUACGACAAAAAUGUAUAGGUUAAUUGGCUACUUGAAUUCCAGCCGGUCUUCGCCCAGCAUCUUGGCAUCCAGCAAAUCAUCCAGCCCUGUGACAGCUGUCCGUUCCGAGUCUUGUUUCCAACGUCUUGGCUGCGACUUGGCAGAACCCCACUGGCCGAACUCAUACCCGUCCUCCACGUCCUCCUUGAGCGCAUCGCCCUUCCACGCAUCCAAA